This is a messenger RNA of Neurospora crassa OR74A, 456 nucleotides long. RefSeq lists its product as hypothetical. Bases 1 to 456 code for a protein of 151 amino acids. Lineage: Eukaryota; Fungi; Ascomycota; Sordariomycetes; Sordariales; Sordariaceae. The record is from RefSeq and is a predicted model, not a curated record. The transcript is spliced from 2 exons.
AUGCUCGGCGUUCUUCUGCUCGACACUAGCUACUGUACAAGUAAGGCCGGUAACCCCAGGACUCCUGCCGGCAACCCCCUGAUUAGCCUGCGGGAUGAGCGAUACCCGACCCAGCAAAAACAUCCUGACCGCCACACGUUCACCUCCUCAUGGCUUUUCGAUCCACGCCGCCACCCCUUGAGGUCCCUCUUCGAGAUCCACGCCGAGGUAACUCUACUCACUUCCAUCCGAACCGAGUCGUCUUCCCUAGGAAUCCCCGAGCGAGCCAUAUUCUUCAUGACUAGACAUGGCUAUCCUUACGCCGCCAUUCCGGAACCGAACACUAGUAAACUCGCUCAGUCCGGCGACGCCGUACCCAUGUGCCCGAAUUCCGUUGCAGUUCAAGGGGAAUGGGUAGAGACCUUCAGUCAUAAGGCUGGGCGGGAAAUCAUGACGCCGCCAGCACACCUUUCGUAA